Loxodonta africana (African savanna elephant) is the source of this 6546-nucleotide messenger RNA. It is a transcript of the gene NHSL3, whose product is annotated as NHS like 3. Gene Ontology annotation, biological process: cell differentiation. The transcript has 6 exons. The coding region runs from base 1 to 3351 and encodes 1116 amino acids. The record is from RefSeq and is a predicted model, not a curated record. Lineage: Eukaryota; Metazoa; Chordata; Mammalia; Proboscidea; Elephantidae.
AUGGCGGCCCGCGCGCCCCCCGCCGCACCUGCGGCCGAGGAGCCUGGGGGCCCGGACGGACCCCUCCGCAGGAAGAAGUCCCGCUCCGGCCCGUCCGGCCUCCGCCGCGCCUUCAGCUGGCUGCGGGGCAAGAAGCGCAAGAAGAAGGCAGCGGGGGCCGAGGGCGCCGAACCAGCCGCCCCCCGGGCCAAGAAGGCGGACGACAAGGCCAAGAAGACCAAGGGCAAAGGCCGAGGCUCUGCCAAGGCUGAGAGUGACAAACGUCUAAGUGCAGGGCCCGGCCAGGGGCCAGGGUCUGUCGUGGAUGAGCACCAGGACAAUGUCUUCUUCCCCAGUGGGCGACCACCUCACCUGGAGGAGCUGCAUACGCAGGCCCAGGAGGGGCUCCGUUCCCUACAGCACCAAGAAAAACAGAAGCUGAACAAGGCUGGCUGGGACCAUGGAGAUACCCAGAGCAUUCAGUCCUCCCGGACGGGGCCAGAUGAAGACAGCGUCUCCUUCUGCAGCCAGACCACAUCCUACACGGCUGAGAGCUCCACAGCAGAGGACGCACUCUCCAUCCGCUCAGAGAUGAUCCAGCGCAAAGGCUCCACCUUCCGACCCCAUGACUCAUUUCCCAAAUCAUCCGGAAAGGCAGGGCGGCGGCGGCGAGAGCGGCGGAGCACCGUGCUGGGAUUGCCACAGCAUGUGCAGAAGGAACUUGGCCUGCAGAACAAACAUGAGGGACCAGGUACUCCUCGGCCUCCUGGCCCCCGGGAUGCUGUACGCAUCCCCACAGUGGAUGGCCGCUCGGCAGGCCUGGCCUCAGGGACGGGGGUCCGGGUGUCCCUGCAGGCGCUGGAGGUGGAGGCAGACACCAGUGCCGAGGCAGAGGCCAUGCUGCAGCACCACAUUGACCGUGUCUACCGGGAUGAUACCUUCAUUGGCCGGUCCACGGGGGCCCGGGCCCCGCCACUGAACCGGCCCAUGUCCCUGGCAGUGCCUGGGCUGACAGGAGGGGCGGGGCCUCCAGAGCCCCUAAGCCCAGCCAUGUCCAUCUCGCCCCAGGCCACCUACCUAUCGAAGCUGAUCCCACACGCAGUGUUGCCACCCACAGUGGAUGUGGUGGCCCUGGGCCGCUGCAGCCUGCGCACACUGAGCCGCUGCAGCCUGCUCUCGGCCAGCCCAGCCUCCAUCCGCUCGCUGGGCCGCUUCUCCUCAGCCUCGAGUCCACGGCCCCGCAGCCGCCACCCGUCCUCCUCCAGUGACACCUGGAGCCACUCUCAGUCCUCUGAGACCAUUGUGUCUGAUGGCUCCACUCUUUCCUCUAAGGGUGGCUCUGAGGGCCGGCCAGAGGGCUCUGUGGCUAGUACUAGUGUGACAGCCCCUCCCCAGGGGGGCAGUGGGAGGGGUUCUCCCAGUGGGGGCAGCACUGCUGAGGCCUCAGACACAGGCAGCAUUCGGAGCAGUGGGCAGUUGUCUGGCCGGAGCGUGUCCCUGCGUAAGCUGAAGCGGCCCCCUCUACCCCCCCGCCGGACCUACUCACUCCAUCAGCGGGGCUCAGCAGCCCCUGAUGGGCCCUUGGGGUUGCCGCCCAAGCCUGAGAGGAAGCAGCAGCCACAGCUGCCUCGGCCUCCCACCACUGGUGGCUCAGAAGGGGUGGGGGCGGCACCCUGUCCACCCAGCUCAGCAGGCAGCUGGGUGCCUGGCUUAUCUCCGGGUGGCUCCCGGCGUCCCCCACGCUCCCCAGAACGGACACUGUCACCCUCCAGUGGCUAUUCAAGCCAAAGUGGUACCCCUACCCUUCCUCCCAAGGGUCUGACAGGUGCCCCCGCUUCCCCAGGCAAGGCCCAGCCCCCUAAGCCAGAGCGGGUCACUUCCCUGCGAUCUCCUGGGGUCUCCGUCUCCUCCUCCCUCACUUCUUUGUGUUCCUCCUCCUCCGACCCAGUCCCCUCAGACCGAUCUAGUUCACAGAUGGUGACCACCCUGGGUGACAGGUUCGUCAUACCUCCUCACCCCAAGGUGACUGCCCCCUUCUCCCCACCCCCCUCUAAGCCCAAGAGCCCUAACCAGGCUGCUUCCAUUCUGGCUCCUGGGCCUGUCUCUACCACUGAUGCCAGUCCUGAGUCCCCUCCCAUUCCCCAGACAUCUCUGACCACACCACAGGAGUCUUCUGUGGCCUCCAAAGACCAGUCACCCCCACCAUCCCCACCCCCAUCUUAUCAUCCACCCCCACCACCCACUAAGAAGCCAGAGGUAGUUGGGGAGGCUCUCUCUGCCCCUGAGACUACUGAGGAGCCCCUCCAAGACCCCAGCUGGCCCCCACCCCCGCCACCUGCACCUGAGGAGCAGGACCUGUCCAUGGCUGACUUUCCCCCACCUGAGGAGGCUUUUUUCUCUCUGGCUGGCACUGAGCCUGCAGGCCCUUCAGAACCCUCAGAGCCUGCCAGCUCCCUGGCCGCUUUGCCCCCCUCAGCCACUAUCUCUUCCCAGAGCCAGACUCACGGUACCCCAGAGCCUCCAGCUCCCCCAGCCCCACCUCCUGCUAGCUCUGCCCCAGGGCUUCUGGCCAAGCUUCCUCAGAAGGAACCGGUGGGCUGCAGCAAGAGCAGUGGGGCUUCCAGGGAGGACUCUGGUGCACCCCUGGUCACGCCCUCGCUCCUGCAGAUGGUGCGGCUGCGCUCUGUGGGUGUACCCAUAGGGGUUCCAACUCCAGCGUUGGGGCCAUCGGCCCCCCAGAAGCCACUACGAAGGGCCCUGUCUGGGCGGGCCAGCCCGGGGUCUGCUCCCUCAGGGCUCCAUGCUGCUGUCCGGCUCAAGGCCUCUAGUCUGGCUGCCAGUGAGGGCCUCGUAGGUACCCAGCCCAGUGGACCACCUGAAGCUGAGCCACGGCCUCCCCAGUCCCCUGCCUCUACAGCCAGCUUCAUCUUCUCCAAGGGCACUAAGAAGCUGCAGCUGGAGAGGCCUGUGUCACCUGAGACCCAGGCUGACCUCCAGCGGAAUCUGGUAGCCGAACUUCGGAGCAUCUCGGAGCAGCGGCCGUCCCAGACCUCAAAGAAGCCACCUAAGGCUCCCCCUCCUGUGGCCCGCAAGCCCUCUGUGGGAGUUGCCCCACCCGCCUCCCCUAGCUUUCCUAGGGCCGAGCCCCUUAGUGCUCCUCCCACCAAUGGGUUCCUUCAUGCUGAGAACAGGACUAAAGGGGAGCUGGCAGAGAAUGGAGGCCUUGUGCAGCUGGUGGGCCCAGAGGAACGGAAGCAGGGCCUCCCUGGCUCAGGUACAGUGGGCAGUGGUGGGGUGUGGGUCCCCUUACUGCAGAUGGGAAAUAAGUAUCUGAAGGCCCACCAUUUAGGGAUUUGCUUCUUGGAUCUUUAAGACUUGUCUGGUGUUAGGAUGCCUGGGAAGGGUGAACUAUCACGCUUGAUGAGCUACAGUGAAGGAGCAUGAUAUGUGGGCACUUUGGGGAGUCAGACCUACUUAGUUUGAAUUCCAGCGUUGCCACUUUAUUGGCCUGUCCUAGCUUUGUGUUCCUCAUUGCAAAGUGUGGGGCCAUGAUACCUACAUCACAAUGCUUUUGGUCAGAGUGAAGUGUCAAGUGUCUAGCCCAGUGCUGCUGGCAUGGUUGUCGUGCUCAGUUAAAUUGAGGGGGUAGGAAAAGGGGGGUGAAGAUCUGCAAUGAGCCAGAGCCAAGUUGGGAGGCCCCCUCAGUGUGCUUUAUUUUUCCCCACAGACCCACAGAAGGAGCUGGUUUGACACCUCACUGGCACUGCUGACCCAUCCCAGGAACACAAUCUCUCAGGGACCUGAGCAGCUCCAAGGAUGAGAGGAAUCGGCAGACGCAACCUAACAGAGAGGAAGCCUGCAGCCUUAACCUCCAUGGCCUUUGAUAUUUAUGCAAGCCUGAUGUUGAUCCCUGUCCUCCAAGUCACCCACUUCUCAUGCCUGUUCCCAAAUGGAUUCACCUCUGGCAGUUGCCACUUCAGUCUUGGCCUUAUCCUCAUCUGGAAAGAGGUAGCUGGUAGGAGUAGGUGGCUGCGCCCCCUGCUGGCCCCAAGGCCACAGAAUUCGGACUAAAACACCUUGCUUGAGGUUUUUUUUUUUUCCAUUUUUUCCUGUCUGAAUGAGCUCAGAGUCAUGCACAUACUGUAGUUCAGAAUCAGAGCACUUUUGAGAAGUGGCUGCAUGUCCAUCCUCCAGACCCCAUGAAGCCCCAUUCCAGAGCCCUGUUUACAUGGCAGCAGCAUCCAUCCUUGUGGUCAGUCCAUAGUUGUGACUAAUCUCUCCCCUCCCCCUCAUCCAGUUGGCUCCUUUCCUUAGUUCUUGGAGGUGGGCUAGUCACUGUAUUCCCCCAAGCUUCCCCAGGCUGAGGGCAGGGGCAGGGGCGGGCUGUGGAAUUCCAAAGCACAAAAGGUGCAGGAGAGGUUAACCUUCCUGUGCCUCAACUCAUCACCAACCACCCUCCUGACUUCAGAUCUGCCAGGUGCUCCAUGCAGGGGACAAGGGGCCUGCCAGGGUCCACAGGGGUAGAGGGAGGAAAGACCAGAGGGGAGGUAUACACAGGCUCUGUCUAUCUUCAGAGAACAGAGUAGGGCAUCAUCUCAGUGGGUGCUUGGCAAUGCUGAGUAUCUGCACCUUGUUCCACUUGAACAGGCUGGCUGAUGAUGGGUGGGCACAAGACUCAGAAGCAGGAGCCCACGGGCUGUGGCAGGGCUGUGCCCCUUUCAGCUCAGCAAGAAGUACUGAGGCAACAGAUGGGAGGGUGGGUCUGGGGGGCGGGCAGAGAACUUAUUUGGGUUGUGGGCCUAGACCUGGCCCUCUGGGCUUCAUUCUCUGACCUUUCUCUUUACUCUUGGUUCAUGUCCUUUCUGCAGCUGCCUUUCAGCACAGCUGGUUCCAUGGUGGGGAGCUGACUCUGAGUGACAAGGAUGGGAAGCCAAAGGGCAUUUUAUUGCAGAUUCUUCCCUAAUCAGUGGAGAGGGCACCCAGUGCUCCUAGGGAGCAGCUGAGUGGUCACCCCCUAGACAUCAGCCUCUGCUACUGCUUUCUCUUCCAGUAGUUUUAGUGACCUUCCUAUUUUCAGCCUGUACCACCUCUAGGUAAGCUGGCUUCCCCAUUCCCUCAUGGCUCCAGCAGUGGCCCUAGUGCCUUGCUCCUAACAGCCUGGCUACCACCUAGGGUCUCCCUUCUUUUGGAGCCCCUUUCCUCAACAAUGACUCAGGCUUGAGCUGGCAAGGAACCUAGCUUAUAACUUCCUGUCCUCUGCCAAGGAGAGAGAUGGACCCCCUUCCCCUCCAGAAUAAAAGCUGGGAACACGGGGGACAUCAUGUCAGAGCCCAGUUUCUUCUGGCCCUCUCUCAGGCAUCUUCAGUUUUGUCACUACAGGCAGUCCCCGGGUUACGAACGAGACCAUUCCUAAGUGAGUCUUUAAGUUGAAUUUAUAGGUAAGUCGGAACAGCUGCAUAUGGUUCUUACUUAGCCUUCCUUUAGUGCAAGAAAAGGCUCAAAGCCUUUUCAAGAACUUAAAAGCUGCACCUGCAGCAAGUGAAGGUGAUUGUGAUGAAUUGGUUGUGAAUAGGGGUUGAGGGCAAACUAACAUAACAUUAAAGGGCAAGUAUGAGCUGUAUCCGGAGUUGUCCUUAAGUCGACGUUCAUAACCCGAGGACUUACUGUACCUGGGGACUUAGAGUGUACUGUCUUCUCCCUGUAGCUACAAACUGAUGUUCUGCCCUUGCCCUCUGGGCAGUGGAGUGCUGGGCGGGGAUAUGUUAACCUGCCCAGUAAGCUGGGGAACGAGGAUAGUCACUAAGCACUGCUGUGCUCAGAGCUUCUGAUCUGCUUGCAGCCCCCCAGGAAGCAGGACUGGGUCAAAGCCCCUGUGGAACCAGGCCCUGGCAGCAGCCUUGGAGCUGCUGGAGGUGGGAGGGACUCCUCCCAAUGUUACUUGAGCUCCUUAUCCUCAGUUAGGAUCUUCUGAGCUUAUUUCCCCGCUGGGUGGGACAGAAGACAAAGAAGGGAGGAUCUGGAAGAGACAACCCUUCAUCGUCCCCUGGGGUAAAUGAGCUUGACCUAGCGCAAUGGAGAGACCAAAAGCCUCUGAUUUUUAAUUUCUAUAAAAAUGUUAGAGAGAGAAAUAUAUAUAUAUUUCUUUAAAUUUUUGAGUCUUUGAUAUGUCUAUACACAGUCCAUUCCCUCUGCCCUGAAACCUGAAUGAAACACAAUGAAAAAGCUCUGUAUGUGUUUCAUUUAAAGGUGUUAAUUAAAUAAUUAAAACUUGGCUGUGGCUACUGCUUCUUCAUGAAGGAGGGACAGGGCUGUGAUCUGGGCCCACAUUUAGCAGGGAGAAUGUUCUGCUUGGGGACCCCAAGGAGGGUCUCUCUGGUUUGUACUGCCACAGGGGAAAGUCAAGGUGUCUGUCAUUCAUCCUGUGCCCUCUACCCCCAACUUCAGGGUCAAAAGUCCUGAGAUACAAGCAGCCCUAGGCUGGUAAGGGUCUCAGCAGCUGCUUCACAUUGUGUCCCUCUCUCCUGACAUGGUCCAGCUCCCAAACAGGCCCCGGCGAGGCACCCUUGU